AGAUUUCCUACGACUUUCGAACUCGCAACCACCAUGGCCGGGAGAACGCACUACGACAUUCCAUUAUUCGACGUUGGAACUGAAGGAGCAGGCUUUCGACUGCAGAAUACGGCGAAUGAGCUCCAACGACCCCAUAUCGAUCAGUACAGGAGCUCAGAUGUCAAGUAUCAGGCCGACAUCUUUGCUGUAAUUCAUGGUACUAUUACUCCAGGCGGACAGCAUGGAUUACUUCUUGUGACCGACUUCAAGUUUACAUCGAUCCCUCAAAAACGCCGAUUUAAGCGAGUGGAAAUCUCGAUAGCUUUUGGACGCGAAAACAAGGCUGUUGGCGGACCAAAUGAGCCAUCAGUGAGGCAGUUUGCGCCCUGUGGUGCCUUCAGCAUGGACGAAACCACACAAAACAGGGUAGACACAGUGGAGGCUAACGUAACAUUGGAGGGUGGGUUUAGCUUGGCAACGCUUGGUAUCGGCAGCAGUUUCCAGCGUGUAACGACCACUGACAUCAAAUCUUAUGCCAUCCUCAAUGGGAUGUCAUGGAUUGAAGGACGGAACGAAGGGGCUAAGAACGCAGUCCACUGGGACAUUACCGAAAACAGGAAGUCGAAGUUUGGCGUACCGUCACACGUACGUACUGCAAUUCUUUUAGAAUUGCCAGAUGAAGCGAGAUUUAGAGCCGAGUUGCAGGUGACUGCAGAUAUUGGAACCUUCCACCAAAAGGUAAAGCGGAAGGUUGGUGCUCGAACUGGAUUGGAUCCUGUCAUUUUUGACCCUUCAGAGGACCAACGCUUCAACAUAGGUCCUACCCUACAUGAUGUCGAUAAGGGUAAUUUGAGCGCCUGCAAUCUCGACGAACUUGGUUCUGCCAAAGUACCUAGUGCUAAGGUAAUUCGAAGCGAUAAGAACACUUAAUCCAAUGAUACUUUAGCUGACGCGGCUUUAACAAAGUAAGACAAUCAUAUGAGACCUGCAUUCAAAUCCGAAUGGGUCGAAAAUUGUCUCAUAUACGCCACUCAGCUUGUGGGCUGCAUGAGGUAUUGGGGUAUAAUUGGAUGAGUUCUAAAUUAUGUAGUAGUUUGAGGCUUAAUAUUCAUAUCACCUAUUUUUCGUUGGCUGUUAUAUUCUGGCAUGUGUACGGUGUACUACCUACUAGGC
Molecule: messenger RNA, 1152 nt
Organism: Annulohypoxylon maeteangense
Lineage: Eukaryota; Fungi; Ascomycota; Sordariomycetes; Xylariales; Hypoxylaceae
Exons: 1
Coding region: 34-909 (291 amino acids)
Source: RefSeq, a predicted model, not a curated record